AUGUCUGAUCCUGAAAUUGACAAUUUGAUUCCAGCCCUCGGGAACAAUAUUCCCACUCAAAAAUGCUUGCAAGAGCUGCUCAUCACGGCUAUUGACUUGGAAGCGGAUUGUUUGGAUAAGCAACAACAGCGACAAGAUGCAUCAACGAAAUUAGAAGCGGUGCGUGCAAAAAUUCAACAAGCCAUCGAGAAAGAAAACGAGUUAAAACGAAACCGUGUGCCAGAACAACAUAAACAUGCUGAAGUACAAGAACAUUCAAACAGAACAAAAGCAAGAUUUAUAGAACAUUUUAGCAGCCUGCAACGAAGUAUGGGUAUUUCUAUUGCCUGUGCACCUGAUCGGAAACGGGUUGAGAUUUCAUUUGCCGAUGAUCAAAGAACAAAAGUGUUGCUUUCAUACAAUGAUAAAGGAAUAACUGUCGAUGAAAUGGAUCCCGCACAUCAAAACAUUGACGCCAUACGGGCGCACCUUCGUGAAACAGGGGACCUGGUGGGCUUUCUUUCUGUACUGAGAAAAAAACUAACGUACACUGAAGCCUGA
This is a messenger RNA of Anopheles marshallii, 540 nucleotides long. RefSeq lists its product as uncharacterized. The coding region runs from base 1 to 540 and encodes 179 amino acids. Lineage: Eukaryota; Metazoa; Arthropoda; Insecta; Diptera; Culicidae. The record is from RefSeq and is a predicted model, not a curated record. The transcript has 5 exons.